Chara braunii is the source of this 2403-nucleotide messenger RNA. The record is from the annotation of a GenBank genome assembly. NCBI's taxonomy places the organism in Eukaryota, Viridiplantae, Streptophyta, Charophyceae, Charales, Characeae.
GGAGUGAGUGAGCAUGAAGUGAACUGAUCUGUUGUACAUUUGAAGAUCGAUUGUGCAUUUUGAAGCAUCAAGCGAAUGCUGUUUAUUGAAGACCGGCUUUGAAGACAUGGCCAGCGGUGGCCAUAGGGAGGGAGAUCGCCAGGCGAGACGGUCUUAUACUCCUGAUCGUGGGAGACGUGAGUAUCGUGAGAACAGUCGGGAGAGACACAGCACGGCUGACGGCAGAGGACGAGAGAGUAGGCGGGAUCUUUCCGCUGGUGAUGCGCCACGUCGAGGACCACCAGUUUGCUUCGGAUAUAAGGUGAUUGGACACUAUAGGUCCGAUUGCUGGCGCUUCUGGACAGACCCAACGACACGACCGCAGAUGGAAGCGGACGGGUAUAUUUGCCCUCCGGAAUUUGGUAAACGUGGGAGAUCGGCUUCACCGCUGAGGGCACAGACGCCAACUAUGGUGAACCAACCAGCAGCACACAAUCGGAUUGAUGAGAUAGGCCGUAGUGUGGCCUCUCUGCAAGAGUACGUAGAAAUGGAGCGGGUGCGGCGGAUGGAACGGGAACAACGUCGGCGCGAGCGUGAAGAAGCUCGACGGGCGAAAGAAGAAUUUCGUCGGGCAGAGGAGGAGCGACGCGCGAGGAAAGCUGAAAAGCAACGUAAACAGGAGGAAGAGAAGAUGGCGAUGGCGAAAGCGGUAGAGGUGCAGCUCUCCCUGCGGCUCGGGGGGAUUCGCGAAGACAUUCACACCGAAGUUCGACGGGCGGUUACCGCCACUGUGACGAAGAACCAAAUAGGCACUACUACAGAGCUGCCGGGGAAAGGGAAAGAGAAGGCUGUUGAGGAUGUACCCUCUUCCUCGGAAACUGCAAGUGAAGUUGAAGCUAUCACUGAAGGUACCGAGAAGCUCACUAUACAGGAGAAGCGGAAGACGGGUGAGGAUCUCCCGGUGGGCGACAGUCCCAAGGUGACGACUCCGACCAAAUGCGCUAGUCGGAAAGUUAGCGUGAGGCCGUUAUGUUUGGCAGACCGACUGCAGCGUAACCGCACACGCGUCAGGAAAGCGAACCGGGGAGUUGCAACUAGGUCGUUGACUGCGGUCAAACAGCCAGCACGAGACCUGGCGAUGGAGCGGAUGGUCUAUCUGGACCAAACAAGGCGCGAACUGUCCAAAUUGGAGUACGAUCGUCUCAGGGCAAUCCGCCGUGACGAGGAUGUGAAUUACACCACGAAGGUGCAGGCGAUAUUUGACAUCGCCGAUCAGCGGGCGCUACUAAGAUAUGGGGAAGCGUUGCCUGAACCUGAACCCUUCGUCAACCUCGAUAAUGUUGACGGACACUCGAGCUUACCGCACCCACGGGUGCGAGGUCACGUGCGCUUCAGACUGCGAGAGUUGCCAGGAUUACCCCCCCUGCUCGCCAAUGCCAACAACGUGCCGAAGGCACAACGGAAUCAUAGAUUGAUGAUGUUGGGAUCAAAGAUCAGUGAAGCUUUCAAACUGUGGCCAAAUGCCAAGGGGCAGUCUGUUUUGUGCUCCAUUCAAGAGCUGAGUAAGUGUAUGACAGCUUGUUGCAUAUCGACGAGUGGGGGCCUGGAUCGGAGGGAGGUGUUUGACUUGAAAACACGUCUCGACGGCCUUGUCCUUACUCCACUCGAUUGGAACCCUGGCGAGACACUGGUUAUGUGCCCUUUGUUGUACUACGAGGGAAUGAUGUCUUUGUUCAUUCGGAACGACGGGUACCUCCCGGUUGAAGGGAAGGUUUCCACCGUACUGGAGGAGAUGAAAGCUGAUCUGGAAUUGGAUGGACUGACGGAAUUUGCGCGGUGGGAUAAGAAGGGUACGAUUGGGCAAGCCUACGCCAUGCCCAAGCACAAGGACCUGGACAAGUUUAGACCCAUUUGCCCUUCUUAUCCGGAGCCAACAGCCCGGACAAGUCGGGUAGUCGCAAAGGGUUUGAACCAUCUCUUGUUUAACCUUCCUCAGGAUUGGCACUUCAACCUGAAGGCCGUCUCGGAUUUAAAAACCACCUUUGAGAAGUUCAAUUGGAAUAUCGAGAAAUGGAAUGUUGAGCCGGAGAUUGAAGCAAGAUCUUUCGAUAUAAAGGACAUGUUUAGCUUGCUCCCGCAUCAGGAUAUUUUGGAUGCCGUAGAUUGGAUUCUCGACUUCCACACAUCGAAGAAUCAUGUGUUUGUAGGUGUUAAUACACGAGGUAGAGGCGCAACAUUUGGUCAGACAACCGGUUACGAUCAUUGGCGAAGAUUGGAUUUCGGGGAAAUACGCAAAUUCGUUGUUUUUGAACUGACUCAUACCUUCAGGACAGCGUUGGGGGUGCUGUUGCAACAGAAGGUUGGCAUACCGAUGGGGAAGAGUACGAGUCCCCCACUGGCAUGCAUUAUGUGCGCUCGUGCAGA